This is a messenger RNA of Brassica rapa (field mustard), 1775 nucleotides long. RefSeq names its product cytochrome P450 81D11. The record is from RefSeq and is a predicted model, not a curated record. Gene Ontology annotation, molecular function: oxidoreductase activity, acting on paired donors, with incorporation or reduction of molecular oxygen; heme binding; iron ion binding. NCBI's taxonomy places the organism in Eukaryota, Viridiplantae, Streptophyta, Magnoliopsida, Brassicales, Brassicaceae.
AAUAAUCCUCACAGAGAUUUCGACCAAACCAAAAAUCACUUCAAGGGGAAGAGAAGCAAAUAAUGGAAACCAAAGCCCUAAUUCUCACAGUUCUCUUCGUCGUUCUCACCCUCAGAUUCUUGAUCGGAAAACUCAAGCGACACCCUAACCUCCCUCCCUCUCCGCCAUGGUCGUUGCCGGUGAUCGGUCACCUCCGCCUCCUCAAACCGCCGAUCCACCGAACUUUCCUCUCCAUAUCCCAAUCUCUCGGCGACGCUCCCAUCUUCUCCCUCCGCCUCGGUAACCGACUCGUUUUCGUGAACUCCUCACACUCCAUCGCCGAGGAGUGCUUCACCAAGAACGACGUCGUCCUCGCGAACCGCCCAAACUUCAUCCUCGCCAAGCACGUCGCGUAUGACUACACAACCGUGAUCGCAGCUUCCUACGGGGAUCACUGGCGCAACCUCCGCCGCAUCGGCUCCCUCGAGAUAUUCUCCAAUCAUCGGCUCAACAGCUUCUUGUCUAUCCGUAAGGACGAGAUCAGGCGGUUGAUACUACGUCUCUCCAGAAACUUUUCACAAGAAUAUGCGAAGGUGGAGAUGAAGUCAAUGUUAUCUGACUUAACUUUCAACAAUAUCAUCAGAAUGGUGGCUGGAAAACGUUACUACGGCGACGGUGUUGAGGAGGAUCCAGAGGCUAAAAGAGUCAGGCAGCUUAUUGCGGAUGUGGUGGCUCUAGCUGGCGCUGGAAACGCUGUUGAUUACUUACCGUUCUUGCGUUGGGUUUCAGAUUACGAGAACCGUGUCAUGAAGCUGGCGGGUAGGUUGGACGAGUUCUUGCAAGGGUUGGUCGAUGAGAAACGAGACGCUAAGGAGAAGGGCAACACAAUGGUCGAUCACUUGCUUUCUCUGCAAGAAACGCAGCCUGAUUACUUCACUGAUCGCAUCAUCAAAGGAAACAUGGUUGCCUUGAUACUAGCGGGGACUGAUACAUCAGCGGUGACAUUAGAAUGGGCUUUGUCGAACUUGUUGAACUAUCCGGAUGUAUUGAAAAAGGCGAGAAAUGAGAUUGAUUGUAAGGUGGGUUUAGACAGGCUUAUAGACGAGUCAGACAUCUCCAAUCUGCCGUAUCUUCAGAACAUCGUGUGUGAGACGUUACGCCUGUACCCUUCCGUCCCCAUGCUGCUUCCUCACGUGGCCUCGGAAGAUUGUAAAGUAGCGGGAUACGACAUGCCUAGUGGGACGAUACUAUUGACUAACGCAUGGGCUAUACACAGAGAUCCACAGCUAUGGGAGGACCCCACGAGUUUUAAGCCUGAGAGGUUCGAGAAAGAAGGGGAAUCUAAUAAGCUAAUGUCCUUUGGGUUAGGAAGAAGAGCAUGUCCUGGUUCAGGACUGGCUCAUAGGCUAGUAAACCUGACACUUGGGUCAUUGAUUCAGUGUUUGGAAUGGGAGAGGAUUGGAGAAGAGAAAGUGGAUAUGAGUGAACGCAAAGGAGGUACAAUGCCUAAAGCCAAGCCUCUGGAAGCCAUGUGCAGAGCACGUACCGCUGUUGGUAAAAUCUUCCACGAGGGAGCUUGAUUUUAUGACUUUCUGUAAGGAUCACCUAAAAAACAAUAAAUAAAUCGACUGUAAAUUUCCGACAAUGUUGAUAGUUGUUAGCGUGUUACGGUCUGUUCAAUCUACGAUUGAGUUUGCGAUGUUUUGAGAUUAGUUAUAUGUUUAUGAACAUAUAAAUAAAUCGACUGUAAAUUUCCGAUAAUGUUGAUAAUUGUUAGCGUGUUACGGUCUGUUCAA